AUGAAUUCUCACGUCGACGGUGCCUCUUUCGCAGAGACCGAACGGGCUGUGAAUGGCGGCUCCGAGUGGUCGCACCUGAACGGUGACGUCCACGCCAGCACCUUCGCAGUGAAGGUCGGGUUGGCGCAGAUGCUCAAAGGUGGUGUCAUCAUGGAUGUUGUGACCCCAGAGCAGGCACGAAUCGCAGAGAACGCCGGUGCUUGUGCAGUCAUGGCGCUCGAACGCAUUCCGGCGGACAUUCGGGCACAGGGACAAGUUGCGCGCAUGAGCGACCCCGGCCUGAUCAAACGAAUCAAAGCAGCAGUGUCUAUCCCGGUCAUGGCUAAGGCACGCAUUGGGCAUUUCGUGGAGGCCCAGAUCCUCGAAGCUUUAGGAGUGGAUUACAUCGACGAGAGCGAGGUGCUAACCCCCGCCGAUGACCUGCAUCACAUCAACAAGCACAAGUUCCGUGUGCCGUUCGUCUGCGGAUGCCGCAAUCUCGGCGAGGCUCUCCGUCGAAUUCAGGAGGGUGCGGCUUUCAUUCGCACGAAGGGCGAGGCCGGUACCGGAAACGUAGUCGAAGCGGUUCGCCAUGCGCGGCAGGUCGUGGGCGAAAUUCGCCGGUUGCAAACCAUGGAUGAUGACGAGCUCUUCACGUACGCCAAAGAGAUUGGGGCAAGCUAUGCCCUGGUGAAACGUACAAAAGAAAUGGGCCGGUUGCCCGUGGUCCAGUUCGCAGCUGGUGGCGUCGCAACGCCCGCGGAUGCCGCGCUUAUGAUGCAACUCGGCAUGGACGGCGUCUUCGUCGGCAGCGGCAUCUUCAAAAGUGCAGAUCCAGAGAAACGCGCACGUGCGAUUGUGAAGGCGGUGGCCAACUACAAUGAUCCCAAGAUUUUGGCGGAAGUGAGCGAAGACUUGGGCGAUGCGAUGGUGGGCAUUGAGAUGGACAAGCUCGUACAGAAAUGGGCAGCUGAUUCGCGGCACAAGGCACAGUGA
Messenger RNA from Cyanidioschyzon merolae strain 10D, 975 nucleotides. Its product is annotated as stress-inducible pyridoxine biosynthesis protein SOR. The record is from RefSeq and is a predicted model, not a curated record. NCBI's taxonomy places the organism in Eukaryota, Rhodophyta, Bangiophyceae, Cyanidiales, Cyanidiaceae. The transcript has a single exon. Gene Ontology annotation, molecular function: amine-lyase activity. Gene Ontology annotation, biological process: amino acid metabolic process; pyridoxal 5'-phosphate biosynthetic process; pyridoxine biosynthetic process. The coding region runs from base 1 to 975 and encodes 324 amino acids.